Molecule: messenger RNA, 1335 nt
Organism: Penicillium bovifimosum
Lineage: Eukaryota; Fungi; Ascomycota; Eurotiomycetes; Eurotiales; Aspergillaceae
Product: WD40 repeat domain-containing protein
Exons: 4
Coding region: 1-1335 (444 amino acids)
Biological process (GO): regulation of actin cytoskeleton organization; TOR signaling
Cellular component (GO): TORC2 complex; TORC1 complex
Molecular function (GO): protein binding
Source: RefSeq, a predicted model, not a curated record
AUGGCAGAAAGUGAGUCUGAAUCCAAGACCCGAGGCCGCGCGCCUGGCUCUACCAGCUCGUUUACCGCCUCUGGGGGUAAUGUUUCCAAACCCGUGGAUAUCGACGAGAUAACAGUUUGUGAAUUACCUCUCCCCGCGCUGUGGAGAGACAAGAUGAGCGUCAUUCUGUGCACUGCGGGUUACGACCAUACCAUUCGGUUUUGGGAAGCGCUCUCGGGUAUUUGUUCACGUACCAUUCAGCACCCAGACUCACAGGUCAAUCGCCUUUGCAUCACUCCGGAUAAGAGAUUCCUCGCUGCUGCUGGUCACAAUAACGUCAAGCUCUUUGACAUCAAAUCUACCAAUCCCAAUCCUGUGAUCACUUUUGAAGGUCACACGAACAACAUCACCGGAGUCGCAUUUCAUUGCGAAGGAAAAUGGAUGGUCACUAGCUCCGAGGAUGGAACGGUGAAAGUCUGGGACACCCGCACUGGUAGCCUGCAACGCAAUUACGUCCACCGGGCUCCGGUCAACGAUGUGGUCAUUCAUCCCAACCAGGGUGAACUCAUCAGUGGUGAUCAUGCCGGCAUGGUCCGCGUCUGGGACUUGGGUGAGAGUGUUUGUACUCAUCAACUGAUCCCAGAGGAGGAUACUGCUGUUCUCAGUGUCAGUGUUGCCAGUGAUGGGUCAUUGCUCUGCGCUGGAAAUAAGAAGGGAAAUGUCUAUCUAUGGCGCAUGGUCCAAACUGAUGAUACUACCCGCAUCAUUCCAGUCUGUACAUUCCAAGCUCACAAAGACUACCUCACUCGUGUCCUCCUUUCUCCCGAUGUCAAACAUCUUGCAACCUGCUCCGCGGAUCAUACCGCCAAGGUUUGGAACCUCGACGCCGAGUUCCCGCCUGCCAAGGCAGCAUUGAAGCAAUGGAAGGAGCAGGAAGCAUUGAACCCUCCGGCUGAAGCCCCUGUUGAAGCUCCGGUGACUCCCGUCGAGGCUCCUCCGCAAUCCCGGGACCUGCUCCGUAUUUUCGAUACACCUGCCCAAGACCGUGAUCUCCUGCGCAUCACUGAUAAUCCUCCUCGCCAGGAGACACCGCAGCAGACGUUCACGUCAUCCCCCGACGGGCCUCCCAUGGAUCCGGUCAACCAUACUCUGUUUUUACAGACCACUCUCGCCAACCACCAGCGCUGGGUCUGGGACUGCGCUUUCUCCGCUGACUCUGCGUACCUUGUGACUGUGUCUAGUGAUCACUAUGCCCGUCUGUGGGAGCUCAGCACCGGCAACAUCAUUCGCCAGUACAGCGGCCACCACCGCGGUGCAGUGUGCGUUGCUUUGAACGAUUACUCCGAACCUCGCUAG